GAGGAGGAGGUCGUCUUUAUUUGCACUUUUCCUUAUCGAAUUCGAUUUCUCCAAAGAUUUCUUUCCCUAAUUAAACGCUAUGUCCUGAGUGCACCGUUUUCCUCUACACAGUAAGUCUGGUGUUAAAAAAUUCUGUUCCCAACGAGUCAACACCAUGAGCCAAAGUUCGGAUCAGGAUCCCGCUGCGGCGCGCAAACCCGGCCCGUUCGAUAAUCUGUCGCGGGACGAAUUGGUCAAGAAAUGCAAAGGUUUGCUGGGAAUAGCGCAAAAAGCAAAACAAGCAAAGGAUGAGUGCCAGGAAGAAAAUCGGCGACUCAAAGAACAACUGGAUCACUAUGAAACGCAGAAAAACGCAGAUAAGGAAUGCAUCAAGGCCAUGCAGGAAGUGGCCGACUCCUAUAUGGAUCAGAAAUUGAUGGCCACAAUGCGAGUUGAUGAGCUGGAGAAACAGUUGGCCAAAACUGCGGCUCAGCUUUCAAGCGAACAAGCAUCGCACGAACAGAUGAAGCAGCAGCUUAUGGCAGAAUUGGAUGAUCUACGGCAGAAACUAGAGCACUCCGAGAAGCAAGAUGCAAAGCCUAGUAGCAAUGAUGAGCUUACCGAACGUUUGAAGGAUUUAGAAGAAGAAAAUAGAAAGUUGGAACAGGAUCUUAUCCGAGCCAAAGCUAGCCCACCGUCCAAAGCAGAUCCCAACGGACGGGAGGAAAAACUGAUUCGCAAAUUAAAGCUGUAUAAGGCGAAGGUACAAGAAAUCAACGCAAAACUGCUUCUCCUCAAAUCGGAUCGCAAAAUACUGCUUAAAACAGUAAAAGAUUACGCCGAACAAGUUCCAAAGUGGCAAAAGGAACUGGCAAAUGCGUCAGAAGUGUUGUUUGAAAAGAUAAGCACGCUCGAGAAGGAGAAAGAUGACCUGAGCGAAACGAACUGCGGCCUACGGGAGGAGAAUGAAGAGUUGCAGCGGCAAUUGAAGGCUUUGAAGUUGGAAGGAGAAUCCACGGAUCAAACCGAUCACAAACUGGCUGAAACCGAAUCCCUCCUGGAAACAUUGCGGUUGGAGGUAGAAAAUUUAAAAUCUGGCAAUGUAACCUUGACGACCGAAAAUCAACGCCUUAUGUCAGAAUCGGAAUCAAAGCAAAGGUUGGACAGUGAAGAAAAGGAAAACCUUCGUAAAGAUCUGGAGGCGUCGAAGGCUGUGAUAAACAAUUUAGAGGAAAAACUAAAUGUUCAAUCGUCAUCACUAUCAGAUACUCACCAGGCGCAUGAAGAGUUAUCUGAGCGUAUAGCCGAGAAUCUGAAAAUGGUGGAAUCCUUGCAAAUAGAAAAGCAAAGUCUGGAAAACCAAGUAACCACACUGACGGAACAACUUCGAAAUCAAUCAGAAGCUGAAGAAACUAUUCAAAACCUACGCAAAUCGUAUGAAGGAGAAAUUGUUAGCUUGAAGCAAGAAUUAGAUAACAGAGAAAAGGAAAGGAAUCAAUUAUCACAGAAGCUUGAAUCAACCGUUGGUACGGAGCAAGAAAAGAAUGGCGAGCUGUUAGCUCGUUAUCAAGAAACCAGUGCUAAACUGCUUGCCAUCGAGCAACAAAAUGAAGUGUACAGUCAACAAAUAGCAGCCCUCCAAGCUACCAACGAGAGUCAAACGUCGCGUUGUGCUGAAGAAACGGUGUCUCGAGAGACGAUGGCAAGAAAGUUAGACGAAAAUCAACAGGUUGUGCAGAAGCUGAUAAUUGAAAACCAGAACCUAGAGGCACAACUGGGACAACUGGCCGAAAAGUUGAAGGGGAGUUUAGAAAAAUUGAAACAGGCGAAUGCCAAAACCGAGCAUUUGGAAGGUGAGCUCAGCUCUUGCCAAAAUUUGCUUGACCAACAAACGGCCGAAAGUCAACGUUUACUCGAUGAAAUGAAUCAAACUAAAGCAAUCGCUACAGAGAGCGUAGACAAGUAUACGCUUCUGAAAACGGAAAAUAGCGAGCUGCUAACGGAGCUCAAGGAGUUGAAUGAAAUCUUGAAGGCACGUGGUGAAGUAAUUAAUCUGCAGUUGUCGAAAAUUACGGAGCUACAGGAUAAAUUGUCGCACGUGGAAUCGACUGACAUGCUUCCGUUGAAGCAAAAGAUUGAGCAGCUUCAGCAAAGUGUUGUUGAAAAAGAGGCUGAACUGGAGCGCCAGCGCGAGGAGCUGGCAACGAUGAAGGAUCGUUCCAAUAUAAGUUUCGACGCGCAGAGUGAUGUAAUGUCCACCUCAACCAUUUCCCGCGUGGAAGACGUUGCACGAAUGCGGGAACUGGAUGAAGGCUUUGAAGAAAAGUAUAUCAAGCUACGCUCGUUGGCUUUGAAGCUAAAAAAGAAGGUAGCUGAACAGACAGUGCUGUUGCAAAAGUACGAGCAAGAAUCUUCAUCUUCCGGAGUCCCUGCAGUAGAAGAGAGCACAGCAUCUCUUGCCACAGCCAACAAGAACAUCCAAACGUUACAAGCCGAAAACGAUCGCUUACAGGAUGAGCUGGAAGUUGUGCGAAAAGAUGCAGAGAAACUGCGGGAAGAGGUUGAGAGUAAAACGAUCGAGAUCGCAACAUUGCAGCAAGUUCAGAAGGAUGUAGAAGGCACGAAGGUAGAUCGUGGCACAUUGGAAACCACCGUGCGAGAAUAUCAGACGCAAAUACAAAAUCUAAAGCGUGAAAAGGACGCUUUCCAGCUAGCGAAGCGUGAAAUCGAUGCAGAAAACCAGCGGCUCAAGGCGAGCUUGAAGAGCAAAGAGAAGGAACUAGUCGAUGAGCAGGAACGACAGAAGGAGCUCCGCAUGGAACUCGAUCGUUCAAAACUGGCCGUGAAAAAGGCGAAUGUGCUGAGCCUCGAAAUGGAAGCGUACGAGCGAUCACUGACCGAGCUGAACAGUAAGCUGGAAGCGAAAAAGACGCUGGUGAAGGAGCUCGAAGGCACGAUCGAUACGCAGGCGGUAACGAUGAAAAGCCUCAAGCAGCAGCUGGUAGUGCUGGAAGAGAGCCUCGAUUCACAGCAAAAGCAUUCGCGGGAACUCAAGCAGGAAGUCGAUGUACAGCAAGGCAAACUACGCCAGAGUGAACAUAAGCGGCUGGAGCUUAUGAAUCAGCUGGAAGAGCUACGCGGCGAACACGAUCAGGCGAAACAACGUGUCGAGAAUAAUCGCGUAGAAUUGGAGCAAGUUGCGGCGGAGAAGGAAAAAGUUUGCGGUACGCUGGAGCAGGAGAAAAACAAUCUCCAAAAACAAACCCUUGCUCUGGAAAGUGAGUUGGUUGAGCUGCGGAAGGAGUUAGCCGAACGGCAUCAGGAAGUCCAGGAUGUGCGGACAGAGUUCGCUAGCUACAAGAUUCGAGCUCAGUCCGUGUUACGACAAAAUCAAAGCAAAGACAGCAGCCGCGAAAAGGAGCUAGAGGAAGAACUGAAUCAAGCCCAGAGAUCACUGGAGAUGAUUGAAAGCAAGCAGCAGCAAUUGGGGCGACAAGUGGCUGAGCUUUCAAAGAGUAACGAGGAGCUGAAGAGUGAAAAAGAGCGAACACAGCAUCGUUGCAAGGAGCUGUUAAAUCUUUUGGAAGAAGCCCGGCUUCAGCACGAAACACUUCUAGAGGAAUCGCGCAAAGCGAGCCUCGAGCAACAAGAAGCUUUAAAAACGCAACGCAUCCAGAACGAAACGUUAGUCCAGUGCUACAAGAAGCAGCUGGAAGAGCUGCGCGAAAGCCAUGGCCGGGAGAUGGAACAGCUGCAAACUACCCUCCGUCUACGGGCGGAAGCCGCCGAUGGAGUGAACACCGUACGUGGACUGCUAAACAAUAACCUUCCGGCUUCUGGUUCGACAUCUUUCUCUGCCACCGCCGGCGCUACUACCAGAGUGGCCGCAUUUACCGAUGAACAACGAAUUAAUCUGCUACUGAUGGAGCGUGAAGAUGGUGAAGGAUCCGAGAGCACCAACCAAAACUCAGCAGCAGGCGUACACACGUUGCGACGGAAGCUGUCCACCGCUUCCAACUCCAGAGGGGCGCGCAAUCGGGACAUCAUUCCGCUGGAAGAUCUGUUGAACAAUUCCUUCGAUGAUUCCGCCUCCGUGGAGAUGGCCAUGGAUGGAGCCGAGACGGAUCAGUCGCUUCACGGUUCUCUUUUCGGCGGUGGUCGAGGACCUUCGCCGACCGUUGAGCUGCAGCAAACGAAGGAACAGCUCACGAAGCAGGAAAGCCGCGUGCGCCAUUUAACGGCGGUGUUGGCCGAAGCGGAACAAGACCUAGCCAAGUUGACGCAACUAAACGAGUUACUAAAGGAGGAGGUACGCCGACAACAGCGGUCCAUCGAGCGUGAAGCACAUGUACACAAUUCGGAGUAUUUAAAAAAUGUGAUAUUUAAGUUUAUAACGCUAAGCAAUGGGGAUGAGCGAUCGAGGUUAGUGCCGGUGCUCAACACAAUACUUAAGUUAAGUCCUGAUGAGACGCAAAAACUGCAGAACGUAGCCAAGGGUUCCGAUACAGCCUCUCGUGGAUGGAGUGGUUUGCUGUGGAAUAGCUAGAGAUACAGUGAACAUCGGUUUAUUCAAGUAUCUCCUUCCGUCUGAAAGCCCUAUUCCUUCCAUUCGACCAUAUUCCUCUAGCUGUAUUUGGAGAAAUCUAUUCUAACACAAUUGUUGUAUUAUUUUAUGUAGCUUCAUUUAGAGUUGUUGCACGGAUGUUGUGAGUUGAACGGUCACAAAAUUAAGCAAUAUCCGAUGUACGAAAUGAUUUCCAAUAUUGGGUUCAUAACGGGCUAAUUAAAGGCUUUAAAUUGCUUUGGGUCACGCAAUACGCUUGUGAAUAUUGUUUUAACAUAAUUAUGUUGCAUGCCUUGGGAUAGAAUAGAGCAAUAAAAGAAUAUAAUUUAAAA
Anopheles darlingi is the source of this 4875-nucleotide messenger RNA. RefSeq names its product GRIP and coiled-coil domain-containing protein 2 (gene GCC185). Lineage: Eukaryota; Metazoa; Arthropoda; Insecta; Diptera; Culicidae. The record is from RefSeq and is a predicted model, not a curated record. The coding region runs from base 155 to 4525 and encodes 1456 amino acids. The transcript is spliced from 5 exons.